UUACAAUGAAUGUUUUAUAAGGUAGUUAGGAAAUACAAGAUUAACGUCAUUCAGGCAGACUGCUGUCCGCGGGUGUGAAGGCUCAUGGCUGCUCCUCGGAGAGUGAAGGAGGCUGCUGGCUGCCUGCUGCUGCUCGCUGUGCUCACCUGCAGCCUCAGGUGUGGAGAAUGCCUCAAAAGCAGCAACAUUGUCCUCAUCCUCACCGACGACCUGGACGUGGACCUUGGUGGGCUGACGCCUAUGAAGAAGACCAAAGCUCUCAUUGGUGAUGUUGGUGUCACUUUCUCUAAUGCGUACACAGCGACGCCCCUGUGCUGUCCCAGUCGGAGCAGCAUCCUCUCAGGGAAAUAUCCACACAACCACAUGGUCCGAAACAACUCCCUGUCAGGCAACUGCAGCAGCAAAGCCUGGCAGACUGGGCCUGAGAGCCAAGCCUUCCCCAUCUACCUCAGCAAGAAACUUUAUCAGACCUUCUAUGGAGGGAAGUACCUAAAUCAGUAUGGGUCGAAGGAGGCUGGAGGUGUGACGUACGUUCCUCCUGGCUGGGACCAGUGGCAUGCUCUGGUAGGGAACUCCCAGUACUACAACUAUACCCUCUCUGUGAAUGGAAAAGCAGAGGUUCAUGGAGACAACUACGAAAAGGACUACCUCACAGACCUUAUUCUGAACAGGUCGCUGGCCUUUCUGGACGAGCGAAGCCCCCAGCAUCCCUUCUUUAUAAUGCUGUGUCCUCCGGCCCCUCACUCCCCCUGGACUGCAGCCCCUCAGUACCAGAAGAGCUUUGGUGAUGUAAAGGCUCCACGUGACGGCAGCUUUAACAAACCUGGCAAGGGCAAGCAUUGGUUGCUGCGUCAGCCUCCGAACCCUAUGGCAAACAGCUCCAUCGACUAUCUCGACGACGCUUUCCGUAAAAGGUGGCAAACUCUUCUGUCUGUGGAUGACAUGGUGGAGAGGCUGGUGAAGAAACUGGAAGACAUAAAAGAGCUGAACAACACCUACAUUUUUUUUACGUCUGACAAUGGCUACCACACAGGUCAGUUCUCCCUCCCUAUCGACAAAAGGCAGCUGUAUGAGUUUGACAUCCGUGUACCGCUUUUGGUCCGAGGGCCCGGCAUCCAGCCCAAACAAACUCUGCAGAACGCAGUGAUGAAUAUCGAUCUGCCAAUGACCAUUCUGGACAUUGCUGGAGUCAACGUCUCUACCUUGAAUAUGGAUGGGCAGUCUUUUCUACCACAGCUUGUCCCGCCAGCGCGUAACGGCACUUCUCGUCCUUACUUCUUGGUGGAGUACACCGGUGAGGGUCACUUGCCUGCAGAUCCUUACUGCCCCAAACUCGGCCCAGGAUUGGCUAAUUGCUUCCCAGACUGCGUUUGUGAGGAUGCUUUUAACAAUACAUAUGCCUGUGUUAGAACCUUCAAGGACUACAAUUUGCAGUAUUGUGAGUUUGCUGACAAUGAGGCGUUUGUGGAGGUCUACAACUUGACAGCUGACCCUCACCAGCUGGAGAACAUUGUGAAGAAGGUGGACCCUACUCUCCUGCAGACCAUGAACCAAAGGCUCAUCAAGCUUCAGUCUUGUGAGGGAAAGAGUUGUCGAGACCUCAAGUAAUGUCUAUAAACCAGUGUGCAGUGCAGGAACACCCAAACUUCUGUUCAAGCCAAAGUGUGAGAGUCUCUCAUGUUAAACUGACUCCAGUAUGCAUUCUUAAACAACUUUAUCAACUUCAGUGGCCAAAUUUUAUAAAUCACAACACAGAAACUGGCCAAGACGUGUUUACAAACAGCCUUUGCUGCUAUACUUCACUUCAAAUAGAUUUACUUGUGACUUUAGGAAACUUUGGCCAUUUAUUACUCAUGUUGUAAUUGAACUGAGUCAAUGGCUACAUAAUAGUUUUAAACUACUAACAUGUUCACACAUGUAGUCAGAGACAUUAUAUGUACUUAAAACGAUUCAUUCCCGUUUUCUAUAUAUUAUCUCCUAAAAAGGGUUUUACAGUUAAGUCAGGAUGGUUCUAAGAGGUCUGAAUUGUGUGCUGGGUUUGUUAUUAAAAAUUACACUUGAACUGCCCUCAAAUAAUCGUGUUGAAAGAAAACUGUGCAGAUUUUUCAACAUUUUCUGCAUAAUUCGGUCGUUAAAGCUGCACUAUGUAAGAAGAAAAACAACAGGCUAAAAUGUGGUGUGCAUGCGCUGCUGGGAAUCGUUCUGUAAAGCCAGAAAUAAUCAUUCAAAAGGCAGAAGCUUGAAGUUUAGGACUCAGAAUUAACAUUAGUCUGAUGAAGAUAUGAUAACAAUAGCAGAUAAUUCACUUCAAUCAUCCGAUUCAUCUGCUCAGGAAAGAGUCUGUAGCAUAAUCCAUAUCACAAGUCAUUCCGAGUGGUUUGAAAUGCUCCAUUCCGCAGAAACAUAGUCAAAAAUGUAUUUUUAAAAAAUCCAUUCAUGGCCUGAUUUUUCAGUAUUUUAGCAUUUCAUUAAAUUAAAUAUAAAACCACAGAAGUGGUUCACUGUUUAUUGUGGAAAAUAAAUAAAAUGGCUGUAUUUGUGUUGUAGACCUUGCGACUCCUGGUUCCUAUCACCACCACUGUAAAGGAGUUUCACAUCAAACCACUCUGAAUGACUGUUUACAUCUCAGCAAUUGAAUUAUUUUUUUAAUAAUUAAUUUUUUUAUGUUUUUUUAAAAAUCAGAGGAAUUCAUCUUUUAUGCAAAAGAAAAUAUCAGUUUCUCUGCCCCUAGUUUAUUUUUUCCUCAAUCAUGACUACAUGCAGUAGUCCCCGUUCUGAGCUGACGAGUUCAUGUCGAAAAGAAAUCACUCCCUUGAAUGUGAAUGUAUCUGUAGCGUAAGUGAGAUGUGUGAUGUCAGUUGUGCACUUCUUCACUAUUUCAUGGCAGUUGGCGAACUUGAGAUGUUGAACAGCUCCAUAUGAGGGCUUACAACUUGGCUUUGCUUCUGCAAAGUUCAAAUUUCUUUCUUUUUUUUUUUUUAGAGCACUUUUAUACUCGAUGAAUGAUUACAACUACAUUGUACCUUUUCAAAUGAACUGUGAAAUGGUUGAGAGCCUUAAAAGUUUUAACGCAAUUGGUCAUCUGUUGACUGUCACAUGAAACCGUUUAUUACAUUUAUAUUAUCAGAUCCACCUAGUCCUUCUCUGCUUUGUUAGUGCAUCCAUCAUUCCAGCAUUUGUAGCUGAUAAUCCGAGGAGACACUCCAGUGUCUGAACAGCCUUUUCAUUUGUGUUCAUGUAAAUCUAAUUGUUUUUAAUUUUUGUCUGUUUUGAGGAAAAUUGAGAAUAUUGGAUAUUUAAGGGAAACGGUCACCUUCAGCCAAAGUUUUAUUUUAUGAUGAUGUAAUUAUGUGCCUUGUCUUUUGCACUGAAACAGUGAAUGUGCCUUUGCAUGAUGGGAACCUUUAAUUUUAGGUAAUCAAUAAAUGUGAAAGGAGGUUUUCUACCCAUGUGGUCACCCUGUGCCAUUUGGCCCUAUUUUUUUCAGCAAAAACAUGGAAGUUCAAACAUUAAAAUGCUAAGAAACUCUUAAAUGGGCU
Colossoma macropomum (tambaqui) is the source of this 3539-nucleotide messenger RNA. It is a transcript of the gene gnsb, whose product is annotated as glucosamine (N-acetyl)-6-sulfatase (Sanfilippo disease IIID), b. Gene Ontology annotation, molecular function: glycosaminoglycan binding; N-acetylglucosamine-6-sulfatase activity. The transcript has 14 exons. The record is from RefSeq and is a predicted model, not a curated record. Gene Ontology annotation, biological process: glycosaminoglycan metabolic process. Bases 85 to 1608 code for a protein of 507 amino acids. NCBI's taxonomy places the organism in Eukaryota, Metazoa, Chordata, Actinopteri, Characiformes, Serrasalmidae.